Bombus terrestris (buff-tailed bumblebee) is the source of this 5018-nucleotide messenger RNA. Its product is annotated as cilia- and flagella-associated protein 44. Lineage: Eukaryota; Metazoa; Arthropoda; Insecta; Hymenoptera; Apidae. The coding region runs from base 1 to 4815 and encodes 1604 amino acids. Gene Ontology annotation, molecular function: protein binding. The record is from RefSeq and is a predicted model, not a curated record. The transcript is spliced from 23 exons.
AUGGCCGAUGGUGGCAAAUUUGAAUCCGUAAGUGGUGAAGAUCUAGGACAAAACAUAGAAUUAAAUUGGGAAACCGAGUAUGAAAGCGUUGAGCAAAAAGAAGAAAACAUAAAUCAAGAGGAAAAAAAAGAGGAAUAUUCACUUAUAGCUCGAAAACCUGAUGAUGGAACUAUACCUGAAAAUAUUUUAGAAUUUUUUUAUUCUUAUGGAUAUAACUGUCGAAAGUAUUUCAAUCUUUGUGUAGUCGAUACAAAUACUGUUGCUUUUGCUGCUGGCAAUUUAAUUCAGUUUUUCAAUGUAAAAGAAAAUAAAAUGUGGUUUAAAAUAGGUUCUGUUGGUACUGGUAUUGGGUACAUAUCGAAAAAUCCUAUUUUUGAACACAUUGCUGUUGGGGCAAAUGGAGAAAACCCUCUAAUAAAUAUUUUUAACUGGCCACUUAUGAAAACUAUAAUUGUUUUAAAAGGUGGAACAACUAAACGUUAUUUUCAUUUAUCAUACAGUCCAGAUGGAUUAUUAUUGGCAUCGCAAGGUGGUGAACCUGAUUAUUAUAUUUCACUUUGGAAUUGGAAAGAAUCAAACAUUAUUUUGCAAUGUAAAUCUUAUGUUCAAGAUGUAUAUAAUGUCACUUUCUCUAAAUAUAUUCCUGGCCAGUUAACGUCUAGUGGAAUAGGACAUAUUAAAUUUUGGAAAAUGUCUAAAACUUUUACUGGAUUAAAACUUAAAGGUGAAAUUGGUAAAUUUGGGAAUACUGAAAUCUCUGAUAUUAUAGCAAUUCAUCCCAUGCCAAAUGAGACUAUAGUCUCUGGUUGUGAGUGGGGUAACAUACUCUUAUGGGAUGAAAGUUUAAUCAAAUUGGAAGCACGUAGAAAAAAUAAAGAGCCAGCACAUGUUGGCUAUAUCUCACAAUUUGAGUUGCUUAGUGGAGAAAUUAUAUCAAUUGGAUCUGAUGGAUGGAUACGAUUUUGGUUCUAUGAGACCAUAGACCAUGCUGAUCUUUCUGAUAAUGAACAAUUUCUUGAAAUUCAACCAAUUUACGAAUUUCAAAUUGCAGAGGGAAUAGAAAAUGCAAUGCUUAUGAGUAUCCAAAAGCAGGAACCAGAUAAUCCUGAAAAAACCAUGUGGUAUGCUCAGGAUGGAAAUGGGGGACUGUGGCUACUUGACCUUUGUACUAGUAAAAAAGAACAUGUUCAACAAAAACUUUUUACAUGUCAUGCUGGUCCUAUUGUCGAUAUGGAUACAGCAGAUUGGGGACCCUUUGUAGCAACGCUUGAUAAAAAUGGAAAUUUGCAUAUUUAUAACUACAUAGAAAAAGAAUUAAAUUUGAUUUAUAAAUUUUAUGACACUAGUAGUCAAGUAAUUUGGCUUCCAUGUAAGAUUGAAAAAACAGGUUCAACACUCGUAUGUGCUUUUGAAAAUGGUAUUAUUAGGAUGAUUACGGUAACAAUACAAACAACAAAUACCGGAAAUGUAAAAAUGGAUAAUACAAAACUAAUUCAAGUUUUAAAACCACAUUCAAUGCCAAUUACUGUAAUGUCUUUAAAUAUAUCUUGUAGCUUAUUAGUAACGGGUAGCGAUGAUGCCACUAUUUUUCUAUUUAAUAUUCAUACUACCAAUAAUUAUCCUGCAAUUGCACCUAUUGGCUAUGUGAAACUUCCAUCACCUGCUACUUGCAUGACAUGGAAUCCUCAAGAAGAAGCAACUCUAUUAAUUGGAUGCUUAAGAGGAGAUUGUAUGGAAGUAAAAUUGCCUACGAUACCUCAGUCAUACACAACAACUUCUUAUGAAUUAGUUAAAUGUAGACCUGCAUCAUUUAAAUUUGAAUCAGUGAAGUCUGCGAUAGAAAGACAAACUAUAAAAGAAAAAUAUGAAGCAGAGAAAGAAGAAAGACUCAAAGAAAGGAGAAAAGAAAUGGAACGAUUAAUUGCUGAAAAUCCUCACAUAAUAAUUGAUGAAGAUACAUUUCUUACGGAGCUUGAUGAAAAAGAAAUGAUUCUCCCAGAAAUUUAUAUUCCAGAAAUUCCAAAUAAAGUUUUAAUAGCACAAUAUGGCAUUGAUGGAAACAUAUGGUUAUUUAUGGCUGGGUUUGAUGCAGGAUAUGUUUACGAAUAUCCACGUCCAUUAUCUGUAAAAUUAAAACAUAAUAAACCCAUUAGGAGUAGAAUAAUCGAACAUGCAAUAGACACAGAAAUGCAUAAUUUCCUUUUUCGGGAAAAUAAGAAAUAUUUAUAUUUGGGAACACAAUAUGGACAGCUUUACGUCGUUAAGAUAAAGGACAAAGAUCCAUUAGAUUUUUCAGACUGUUGGAUUUUACAAACACAUGAUCAUUAUAAUGGACACAUCUCUAAUAUUUUAUUCGGUUAUAAUAAAGAAAUAUUGUUAACAUGUGGCCAAGAUGGAAAUAUAUUUUCUUUUAAAAUCAAUGAUGAUACACCAUAUGAGGAAUAUGAAAUACCAAAGUUAGAGUAUUCUCUUUUUAUACCUGAAAGUGUCGAAGAUAUUGAAGAUGCUGAUUAUCCAAAUUUGGAAGAAGUAAUUACUAAAAUAGAACAAGAUAGAAUUUUUUCAGUUGCAGAGAAGAAAAAGAAAAAAGUACUUGAAAUCAUACAUGAUUUAACAGAAGAAUAUGUUAAAAUUAUUACAAGGAAUAAACAUCUCCUGCAUUCACAACGAAUAUCGCAGUUUGAGCUGGAUCCUAGAAUAGUAGAAGACUUAGAACAGCAACUGAAUACACAUAAAACCUUAACAGAACGAAAGCUACAAUUUGAAGUAGAAAAGAGGAAAUUAGAAUUACAAAAGCUUAUGGACCAUUUUGUUACAUCUAUUACUUACUUACCUUUUGCAGUGCAUGGUAUAUUAGAUGAAAAUAGAGCAGUAUAUUCUUUGAGAGAAUUACACCUAGAUACUGACAACAUUUUAAAAUGUAUGAAAUUGCUGAAGGACAAAGAUGAGCAACAGAAAGUAGAAAUGGAAUUGCAGCUAAAGUUGGAUAAUAAUUUAUUCUGCGAAAAAACAACUUUAAUAAUGCAAGAACAGGUUAAGGAAGACAAACAGAAAUCAGAAGAACAAGAAAUACAAUAUUUGGAAGGAUUCUUAGCUGAAGAUUUUAGCGAUUUAUCAUCUGGAUUAGGAUUACAAAUUAAUCGAAUGUUGUUAAAGUACAAGGAAAAGAAAGCUAGAUUGAUUGAACGACAGAAAGAAUGGCAGAAACUACAUGCAAAAAAGCCAAAUUUAGUUAAAAGUCGUUUGGAAGAUGCAGUUUUCCUUGAAAAAGCGAAACAAUCCAUUGGUGAAUACAAUUUGAAAAUGAAUGUCGACUUUAGUUUAAUGAAGAAAAAAGAAACUGCCGCCAUAAAAUAUAAACAACUUAUAGAUUGUAGAGAUAAGCUUCAUCAUUUGCGAGAGAACUUUAAUACAAAAUUGAAAACGAUUGCAUUGAAAAAAGAAAAGAUGCAGAAGGAUGUUAGUAAAUUAACAGAAGUUCUUAAAAAAAUUCACACAGAAAUUCCAUUAAAAAAUAUAAAACCUUUACCACAUCCACCAAAACUGUAUUUUGAUAUUGAAUUUCCUGAACAUAAUCUUGAACUUCAGAAAUAUGUAUCUAUGUCGGAAAAGGUGCAACAAGUAAAACGCCAAAGGCAAUCAUUAAUUAUAGAUCAAUUAAUAGAUCAUUCUGAUUUAGAAUAUGAAGUAUUAUAUUGUGAUGAUAAAGCUAUCUUUCACAAAGGACAAGAAAGUCUCUAUAUUCUUAUUUCUGCUUCACAAAUGAAAAUAAAGGAUCAUUCAUCCAUAGCUGGAGAUUUAAUUCGAAAUCUUAAUAUAAAUGACUCUGUUCAAACUACCUGGGAACGUGAAAUGAAACGUUCUCGAAUGUGGCGAAAAAUAUAUGAACAAGAUUGUAUUUUACGAUAUAUCAGCGCCGAAUACAAACAAUUGGAAAAAGAUUUAGAUGAACUAGAAGAAUAUCGAUUAGACGUAGUAUAUCAAAGUACAUAUAUAAAUCUGAAUUUGUUAACUCUAUACGAAGAAUUUAUGAUCCUGCGGGAAUCUGAAACAAUGGAACAUGCACUUGAAGAGAAAGUUAUUGAUAAAUCAAAUGAACGUGUUACAAUGAUGUUAAAGAUGCAAGCUACAAAUAUUAAUAUUGCUGCACGAGAAGAAGAAAUAAAAAAAUUGCAUAUAAAAAUUAAAGAUACUGCUACUGACUUUACAAAAGCUAUUGCUGAUAAUAAAUUUCAAAAUUUCCUUCAAAAAAUAUUCAAGAGAAAAUAUACAGCAUUAAAAAAACAAAAUGGUUCUUUAGAUUCGAUUACACAAUCAUCAGAAACUAGUUCUGAAGAAACAGAUGAAACAAUAGAUUCUGAAACUGAGUACAUUCCAUUUGAUGAAAAUGUCUGCCCAAUGGGCUGUGAUACACAAUUAUAUGACAUGGCAUUUUCUAUGAGAGAAAAACGAUAUACAUAUGAAUUGCAAAUCAGAGAAGAACAAAGAGAAAUAGAAUUAUUGCAGAAAGAAUUAGAUACUGAUAUCAAACAUUUAAGAAUUAUUGAAAGUACUUUAAAAUACAAUGAAGAAGAACUGCAAAAUUUUGUGCUGGAUAAGCAAAAAAAAUUAAAUGAAAUUAAUGUAACAGUCAUAUUAAAAAUUCAUCAAUUACAGCACAUAUUAGACUCUGGAUGCACUGCAAGCAUUCAAAAUUGUAUAGUUUUUAAUAAAAAAGAAUUAGCGAAUUUAUAUGCCAGAGUUGGAGAAUUGCAAGAUGAAACAUACAACUUAGAAGAAACCCGCAAGUAUACUGAAAAAUAUAAUAGUUUCUAAAAACGAAAUAUAUUUAUGGUUUAUUGCAGGAAAAAUGAAGUACAUCUAAAACGAAUAAAAUUGGACUUAAAAUAUAUGGAAACUCAAAAUAAGAGGCUGAAGGAAUACAUUAAAGAAAAAAUGAUACAAAAAUUUGGUUGUAAAGUGUCUUUGAUUAACCUUUAUCAGACUAUUUUACAAAGAUUAAUUUAUGAUACAAAAAU